CACCAGCUCAAAGAGACACCCCAGAAGUUAGCAUCAGUGGGACUGGGAAGCUCGAAUCUCAACAAGUGUCCAGCUAUGGCUGGUGAUUGCAGGAAUGCUAUGAGGAAGGAUAUGGAGAUUGGAGUCACCUCCAGGGACCCUAAGAAGAUUCCCAAGCAGGCUCGCGAUUACAUCCCCAUAGCCACAGACCGCACGCGCCUGCUGGCGGAAGGCAAGAAGCCCCGCCAGCGCUACAUGGAGAAGAGUGGCAAGUGCAACGUCCAUCACGGCAACGUCCAGGAGACCUACCGGUACCUGAGCGACCUCUUCACCACCCUGGUGGACCUCAAGUGGCGCUUCAACCUGCUCGUCUUCACCAUGGUCUACACCAUCACUUGGCUGUUCUUUGGUUUCAUUUGGUGGCUCAUUGCUUACAUCCGGGGCGACCUGGACCAUGUCGGUGACCAAAAGUGGAUUCCUUGUGUGGAGAACCUCAGUGGCUUCGUGUCUGCCUUCCUGUUCUCCAUCGAGACAGAAACCACCAUUGGUUAUGGCUUUCGAGUGAUCACAGAGAAGUGUCCAGAGGGGAUCAUACUCCUCUUGGUCCAGGCCAUCCUGGGCUCCAUCGUCAAUGCCUUCAUGGUGGGCUGUAUGUUUGUCAAGAUCAGUCAGCCAAAGAAGAGAGCGGAGACUCUCAUGUUCUCCAACCAUGCCGUCAUCUCCAUGCGGGAUGAGAAGCUUUGCCUCAUGUUCCGGGUGGGGGACCUUCGCAACUCCCACAUCGUGGAGGCCUCCAUCCGGGCCAAGCUCAUCAAGUCCCGGCAGACCAAAGAAGGGGAGUUCAUCCCCUUGAACCAGACAGACAUUAACGUGGGCUUUGACACUGGGGACGACCGUCUCUUUCUGGUGUCCCCACUCAUCAUCUCGCACGAGAUCAAUGAGAAGAGCCCCUUCUGGGAGAUGUCUCGAGCUCAGCUGGACCAGGAGGAGUUUGAAGUUGUGGUCAUUCUAGAAGGGAUGGUGGAGGCAACAGGCAUGACUUGCCAAGCACGGAGCUCCUACAUGGAUACAGAGGUUCUCUGGGGUCACCGGUUCACACCAGUCCUCACUUUGGAAAAAGGCUUCUAUGAGGUGGACUACAACACCUUCCAUGACACCUAUGAGACCAACACGCCCAGCUGCUGUGCCAAGGAGCUGGCAGAAAUGAAGCGGGAAGGCCGGUUCCUCCAUUACCUCCCCAACCCCUCCCUGCCAGGAGGCUGUGCUGACACAGAGCUGAAUAUAGAGGCUGAGCAAGAUGGGGAGGGUGAGCCAGAGGAACAGAGUGGGUCCCGGGAAACCAGGGGCUUGGUGUGAAGACUGCAUGGUCUUCAGGACUUCUCUUCACAGGCUUCUAUGAGCACAGAUGCUGCAGAGCCUGGGGUAGAAGGGGGUGAAUUGGCUGAGUGCACUGUUGGGGACUUGGGUACCAUCAAGGC
Molecule: messenger RNA, 1457 nt
Organism: Condylura cristata (star-nosed mole)
Lineage: Eukaryota; Metazoa; Chordata; Mammalia; Eulipotyphla; Talpidae
Gene: KCNJ5
Product: potassium channel, inwardly rectifying subfamily J, member 5
Exons: 3
Coding region: 76-1335 (419 amino acids)
Biological process (GO): potassium ion import across plasma membrane; regulation of monoatomic ion transmembrane transport
Cellular component (GO): plasma membrane
Molecular function (GO): G-protein activated inward rectifier potassium channel activity
Source: RefSeq, a predicted model, not a curated record